This is a messenger RNA of Anopheles moucheti, 2837 nucleotides long. RefSeq names its product actin-histidine N-methyltransferase (gene Setd3). Bases 776 to 2254 code for a protein of 492 amino acids. Gene Ontology annotation, molecular function: histone H3K36 methyltransferase activity; histone H3K4 methyltransferase activity; transcription coactivator activity. NCBI's taxonomy places the organism in Eukaryota, Metazoa, Arthropoda, Insecta, Diptera, Culicidae. Gene Ontology annotation, biological process: positive regulation of transcription by RNA polymerase II; peptidyl-lysine dimethylation; peptidyl-lysine monomethylation. The transcript is spliced from 3 exons. The record is from RefSeq and is a predicted model, not a curated record.
AUUUGUGUGGUAUUCCCGGUGCCGGUAAUUUACGUGUUGUUUACGUACCGACCCUGUCAGGUUGAUGGGCAUGUUUGAGUAGUUUUUAGAAUACUCCAAAUACUUUGGUACCACAUCCCGUGCAGAAGAAGUGCGGGCAAUUUUCUUGAACGUCGUGACACCACCGAUUCAUUGGCCGACCGGGGGCCAACGAUUAAUUUAUUCGGUGUGCUGAUCGGAAAAUUACGAUAUUGUCAAGUGUAACACAUUUGACGAAGACAAGACCGUAAGGAAUUUAUGCAACCGACCGGGGUAACUACCACGAAAGCCGUGCAAAAAAGGAGGUAUCCCGUACGUAUAUUCGGCUCGGCAUUGGAUCGUCUUGUUCUGCAUCAGUGGGAAAGCAAGUCAAUCUACGGCGCACGACCCAUUUUUUCGAAUCUAUUUUAAGUCCGGCCGAACGAUCAGCAGUAGCGCGGGUUUCGGGGUUUACCGAAAUCUCAUCAAAGGCACUUCCCUGCCAACGCAUUACAACUUCAGGCCCAAUGCUCUUCCCCCCCUUUGGGUGGACAGCGUGAACGUCGUGCGUAAGUGAUAAAUAUCUCCCCUUAAAAAAGACGGUCUCGGUAACACUACCACCCGGGGAGGAAAAGGCAGGGAAACUUUCAAAAAUACAUAAAUCACCGUGACAAGCAAUAUAACAAUCAAAAGCAAAUCACUCCCCCUGGCACGUGACAACCACCGUGAUCGGAUUGAGGUUUCAGCAGGAAUCGAAUCGAUUCACACGCACGAAACAAUGAAUAACGGCGCUCCAACCAAAGCCCUAUCAAAAGGCAAGGUUAAAGAGCUUAAUGGACUGGUCGAGGAGCUGAUGCAGCAUGGGUUCCGGGAGGCAAACACAACCGAUGAACUGCUUGCCCAGCACCGGAACAUGGCCGGCGUGCUGGACCGUAUCCGGCGCAUCGAACCAAAGCUGCGCACCACAAACGGACGGUCGAGGAUGGAAAAUGUUGACCACUUCACACGGUGGGCAAUCGAGCAGGGCUGUCAGGUGGAGAACGUACGUGUCGCCGAACAUACCGAGUACGGUGGGCUUGGGUUAGAAUCUACCGGGCAUAUUCCAGCGGGCGAAAGCAUCAUCACCGUACCGCGAAGCUUGUUUUUCUACGUUACCAAUGAACCACGCUACCGGAAGCUGCUCGAACUGAUGCCGGGUGCAAUGAUGAGCGAACAGGGUAACAUAAUGCUUGCCCUUGCCCUCGUUAUGGAACGGUUCCGGGCGAAAAGCUUCUGGAAGCCGUACCUGGACCUGCUGCCCGAUCGGUACACGACACCGCUUUAUUACACAACGGAGGAUAUGGGCGAGCUGGCCGAUACUGAAGCGUUUCUGCCUGCAUUGAAGCUGUGCAAACACAUUGCCCGGCAGUACGGAUUCAUCCGGAAGUUCGUGCAGGAGAAGGUGGACGAUCUGCGGGACUGUUUUACCUACGACGUGUUCCGCUGGGCUGUCUCGACGGUCAUGACCCGACAGAAUAAAGUACCGGUCAACCUAGCAGAGUUUGACGGUAUGGACUUUACGCUUGCACUGAUUCCACUCUGGGACAUGGCUAAUCACGCGUACCCCGACAUCAAAGGGCACGAAGACCGAUGCGUAGCAGAAACAUGCUAUAAUGCUGCCAGUGAACAAUUAGAGUGUACGCUUACGCGGGAAAUAAGCGCUGCUACGGUGACGGUGCCCAUUUUUAUCGUUUAUGGCAAGCGAACGGAUGCGGAAUUUCUCGUCCACAAUGGUUUCGUCUGUCCUCGAAAUCCGUAUACGAGCGUGCAGAAACGCUUUACAUUGGUACCAGCGAUUCCGCACUACAAGGAACGUUCGCAUCUGCUCGAGCUGCUCGGCAUUCCAACGACUGGCAUGUUCGCGUUCGGUUUAGCCACCGGCAGGCGUCUGCCGGCUCCGAUCUCACCGGAACUGAUUACGCUGGCCCGUGUCUCGGCCAUGAACGAUAAGGAGCUGGAACACUAUACCCUGAACGCAACGGAACGGCAAACGCUAUGCGCGUAUUUUGCGUCCGUACCCGUCGAGCUGUGUGAGCGGACGAAUCGAUGGUUGGCCACGGUGAUGAAGAUCAUGCUGCUCCGCUAUCCUACCACGAUUGAGCAGGAUGAGGCGCUGCUGAAAGGAAACCGACAGAUGCAUCACAUUCGCCGGCUACUAAUUGAGUACCGGCUCGAGGAGAAACAGACGCUACACAGCUGGCUAACCUCAAGCAAGUAGAAACAAGUGAUCCGAUGAUUUCUUAUGCAUACAACAUCUGGGCAUCAAUUCUGAACUGAUUGGAAAUGGCUUUAUAAAAGUUUGCACUGCUCGAACGUUUCUACCAGUUCAGAAGUGCCCCUGCUAUAUUGCUAACAACUUAUAAACAACACCAAAUAGUUGCUUCAAGGCAACGGGAGCGAGCGGGCAACGUGCGAGUACGAUGCGCUGUGGAUAUGUUUCAAUUUUCACAUUCUACCUUGUUUUCCCCCUGCGUUUAGCUUUUAGUCUUUUGAGGCAUAAAAUAGUAUUAUUUUUCAAUGCUAACAAAAUUGUACCAACAAAGUGAGUAAAUCUUUCCCUCCUCUGGCAAUAUUAUCUAAAAUUAUUGAUUAAUUUAAAAUUAUUAUUAUGCACAAACAAAAUUGGACAUUAGUUACCUUUCUAGUGUCACACUAACAUUAAUGCAUACUGUUUUGUAUCUUUGUAUACGCUUACGAUUAUUUCUUUUGGGUUGUUUCUUUUUUCCAAUGCUGACACAUUUAAUUGCGUUAGGAAUCGUGUAACGAAAGUGAAGUAUAAAUUGUUAUAUUAAAUGCUUCUA